AUGGCUGAGAAAGGGGGCAUUACUAUGCGCGUGUUCCAGGAAGCAGAAAUUGAGAACCGGAUUGCAGAGCUGCGUAGAGAGGGAUUCUGGACCCCAAGACGACUCUCUAAAUUUCCAGAACCUAAUCGACCAAAGGUACAAUGGGACUAUUUGUGUGAGGAGAUGCAAUGGCUCGCUGCAGAUUUUGGACAAGAGCGCCGGUGGAAGAGAGGCGUGGCCAGAAAGGUAGUACGAAUGGUUGUCCGGCACCACGAGGAGCUGAAGCAGAAGGAGGAGAGGGCUCGGCGGGAAGAACAGGGAAAGCUGAAGCGGAUUGCUACCUCUAUUGCUAAGGAAGUCCGGCAGUUCUGGAGUAAUGUAGAGAAGGUGGUCCAGUUUAAGCAGCAGUCUCGGCUGGAAGAGAAGCGGAAGAAAGCGCUGGACCUGCAGCUGGAUUUUAUAGUUGGUCAGACAGAAAAGUAUUCCGACCUCCUCAGCCAGAGCCUUAGUGAAACAAUGCCUAUGAGCAAGACCAGUUCUUCCUGCGUUGGUUCUUCUCAAGGGGGUUCAUUGAGGACCAGUCCUACCCCAUCUGUUUGCCACAAAGAUGGAGACUUUCUUCCUCACGAGGAUGAUGAGGAGGAGGAAGAUGACGAGGAAACCAUAGAGAUGGAGGAGCGGCAGGAAGGAAAUGAUGCAGAGGCACACCGUUUGGAACUUGAACUCCUCAGAAGGGAGAGUGAACUGCCCCUAGAUGAGCUGCUGCAGAACUUACCUCCUGAAAUCCUGCAAGAAGACAUCGACGUGCCGGAUCAGUUACACAACCACCAGCAUUCAGACACUGAGGAGGAGGAGGAUGGUGAAUUUACUGCAAAUGAGGAUGAAGCCGAGGAUGAGGAGGAUACUAUCCAGGCAGAGGAAGAGCUCGCGGGACAGCAGGACCACGUGGAGGAGCUCUGUCAGCUGGCUAGAGAAGGAGAGAUGUCCUUAGACGACCUGCUGCUAAAGUACUCUGUGGUACAGUCUGAGGAGGAGCUGUCUGAUCAGAGUGGAGACAGUCAACUGUCCGAUCAGGAGACAUCUGAGUCUUCAAAUUGUGAAUCAUCGGACUGUGAAUCGGAGGGAGUAGAGUUUCUUCUCAAGCAGGAUGACGAUGGUCCUGGGAUUGACCAAUUGCAGCAAGAUGUCCCAGAACCUAAAAAGGAAAUUACUGAUAUUGCAGCAACUGCCGAAUCUCUGCAACCCAAGGGUUAUACCUUAGCUACCACACAGGUGAAGACGGCUGUUCCGUUCCUGCUUCGUGGGGACCUUCGUGAAUACCAGCACAUUGGGUUGGAGUGGCUGGUGACCAUGUAUGAGAAGAAGCUGAAUGGUAUUCUGGCCGAUGAGAUGGGUUUGGGGAAAACCAUUCAGACCAUCUCCCUCCUGGCACAUCUGGCCUGUGAUCGGGGAAAUUGGGGUCCUCAUCUGAUUAUCGUUCCAACCAGUGUAAUAUUAAACUGGGAGAUGGAGUUGAAACGUUGGUGCCCCAGUUUCAAAAUACUGACAUAUUAUGGUUCCCAGAAAGAACGCAAGCUGAAAAGACAGGGCUGGACAAAGGCCAAUGCUUUCCAUGUGUGCAUCACCUCCUACAAGCUGGUGCUACAAGAUCACCAGGCCUUCCGCAGGAAGAACUGGAGAUAUCUCAUCCUAGAUGAGGCCCAGAACAUUAAGAAUUUUAAAUCCCAGCGCUGGCAAAGUCUCCUGAACUUCAACAGUCAGAGACGACUGCUGCUCACUGGCACGCCUUUACAGAACUCCUUGAUGGAACUGUGGUCUCUCAUGCAUUUCCUGAUGCCUCACGUCUUCCAGUCUCACCGGGAGUUUAAGGAGUGGUUCUCCAAUCCAUUGACGGGCAUGAUUGAGGGGAGUCAAGAGUACAAUGAGGGUCUGGUGCGCAGAUUGCAUAAGGUCUUGCGCCCCUUCCUCUUGCGCAGGAUUAAGCUGGAUGUAGAAAAGCAAAUGCCCAAGAAAUAUGAGCAUGUCAUCUACUGCCGGUUGUCCAAGCGUCAGCGUUUCCUAUACGAUGACUUCAUGGCGCAAGCAGCCACCCGGGAGACCCUGGCCAGCGGCCACUUCAUGAGUGUGAUUAACAUCCUGAUGCAGCUCCGGAAGGUGUGUAAUCAUCCCAACCUGUUUGAUCCACGUCCGAUUCACUCGCCCUUCAUAACCAGCACUAUCUGCUACACUGUUCCCUCUUUGGUCCUUCAUGCUCUCCAGCGACACCCACUCGAGCAUGUGGAUUUCUCCUUGUGUGAUCUCAUUAACAUGGAGGGGCGUGUAAGCCGGUAUGAGAGUGACAUGUUCCUGCCCCAGCACAAGCCCUCCCGCACACUUAUACAAGAGAUCGCAGACUCCCCAGAGCCCCCGCCUAGGCCUCGUCCUCUCAAGAUGAAGGUGAACAGGAUGCUGCAGCCAGUUGUGAAACCUGAUCCUCGUUCUGUGGUUGUAGUCAAUAGUUCCCGGCCGGUGCAGAGAGCCCCAGACAUGCCCUCUACAUCCUUACCUGCCACCCUUCCUCCCUCCGCCUCAUCCCCCUCCUCUGAAGCUGUCACAGUAGCCACGGGACCUGCACAAACUGCUCCGAUCCCACAGGCACCACCCUUGGUCCAGCCUUCUGCGUGCCCUGUGCCCGUUACACAAGUAGUGAGUGGAGUAGGAAAGCCGGUUCCGGUGCAGAACUUCCAGCCUGCUUACACUGGGGCUCAGAGGUUUAUUUUGACUCCUGACAUGCAAGCCCGGUUGCCCUCCGGAGAAGUCAUCAGCUUGUCACAGCUGGCAUCUCUCAGUGGACGUCCUCUGCAGAAUCCAUCGGUCACUAAGCCACUCACUUUGCAGCUGCAGGGUGCCAAACUCACGUUAAGUGGCGCUCAGAUGCGGCCGCUGGGUGUGGGGCAGCCUCGGCCAAUGCAGGGGAAUGUUCUUCACCUGGUCUCUUCUGGUGGACAGCAUCAUCUCCUGAGCCAGCCGGCACAGCUUGCCCUAAUCCAGGCCUUAGCGCAGCAGGCGGCAGCUCCUACAGCCUCUGUGCCCUCGCAGCUGGUGCAGAAUAGUGUCCAGGCGUUAUCUGUCCAGUCCCUGCAGCACACAUUGCUGAACAGCGCGAACAUCCCGACUUCUGCGGCCGCUGGCAUGGCACCGCCUGGGCAAGUGUCGGCCUCGGGCGUUGUGAAGAUUGUGGUUAGACAGGCCACCAGAGAAAUCCCAGCAGCUCCACAGCGUCUUCCUCUAGCUCCACCAGUGCGCCCACUGCUCCGUUUCAUGCCUGGUCCACAUCCAGAGCAAGUGAACGCACGAGAGGGAUUUGGGGAGAGGGCGGCUCCUGUUGUUGCCACCUCCACACUAACCCUGGCAAACAGUCCCCUGCUUAUGGUGUCCAGUCCAGCGCUGGCCUCGAGGCUUCCUUCUCCCAGUCCUGUGCCUCCUAGUACAGAGGACUCCCCAGCCCCUCCUAUGUCUGGGGUGGCACUGCGACUUCUGGCGACGGGCACUUCUGCCAUGCAGCUGACAAACCACCACUCAUCCCCUCCCAGACAUACACAAAGCCCUGCCCUCCCUCAUUCUUCUCCAAACUGCUCCGCAGCGCAGAUUGUAGGUCCUGACUGUGGCCCAUGUACCGUUCUCUAUAAACCUCACAACCCAGACACUGCCCUCACAGAUGCCCACACAGUACAGAACGGCAACGGACUGCAGAGGCAGGAGUCUCCUUCCCUGACCCCCAACAUCUGCGUACCUACUACUUGUACUGACAGCGCCCUUUAUGUCAACCUGGCGCCCAACUCGCCGUCACCUCCUUCCAGCAUACCCAAACUGGCGCCUCCCACGUACAACUUAAGCUUAGUACCCGCCCUUCUAGCAAACUCCGCUCCCGCCACAGUGUCCAGCUACAACCCUAUGCCCGCUCGUUUCCUGACCAGCCCGGUGUCUCUCCUCACGCUGUCUCCUCUGCCUACUACAAACAGUGGCACCGCCCCAGUCCUGUACACGCACCCUAGUGCCACCACCUUCACCACACUAUCUGCUCCCGUGCCAGCUACCUCCGUCUCUGCCACCCUGCCUUUAUUGGCUGCCCCUGUGUCUGGCCAGUUAGCACCAUUUGCUACUCAUUUACCCAUUCCGUCCGCCAAUAAGAGUUCCUAUUCUACAGCGGAGACUGCAACACCUGCUCUCCUCCCAGUGCUCUCUGCCCCGGCCCCCCGGCCAAUGCUCUCUGCCCCGGCCCCCCGGCCAGUACUGGCUGCCACGGCCCCCCGGCCAUCCCACCUGCCAGCGGCUACAGCUUCUCUGCUGGAGGCACCUAUGCUCAUGGCUCCUGAUGCCGUCCCAGUGCCUCUGCUGGAAGCUUCUGCUUCUGACUCGUUGCCCCCUUUGGUGCUUAAUACAGCUCUCAAAAUCCCCUCUGUGGCGUCGGCUCCUUUGCCUGUGUUGACUGCAUCUAGCGCAGUUUCAUUACUGGCGGCAGCGUCAUCAUCGUCAAAGGUGCCCAUUCCUCUGCUGAAUGUAAGCCCAGCUUCUAGCAUUCCAUUGCUGGCCGCAGCUCCCGCGCCCUCUCUCCUAACCCAGUCUCCAGUGUCAGCAUUUCAGGCUCCCAGUCCCUGCGAAUCGGCCUCCUCACACUCCAUUCCGGUCUCACUAUCCUCCUCUCUCCUGUCACCCACCUCGUGCCUCGUGCCUGCCAGGCCACACACCAUUCCCCUUCCUCCUCUGAGGGUUCCAGCUCCCCAGCCUUCAUUAUCAGUGCCUGCGUCUGCUCCAGCACCCCUGCCCUUCAUGCCAGCCUCCACUCCUAUUCCACUACCCCUGCUGCCAGCUUCUACGCCGGCUCCUGUGUCCUGCCUGCCUGUCUCCUCCCAUGACCCAGCGUCCUUGCUGCUGGUGCCUGCGCCAGCUCCUUCCCCAGUCUUGUCUUCCUCAAUGGCUGCUCCCACUCAUCCGUUAGAACCUGCCCCUGUUCCACAGCUGCGUUCCCCAGCCACCCAUCCCCUGGUUAUGUCCGUGUCCUCCCCCUCAGCUUUGCCGGCAGCCUCACCGUCAUUAGUGGUGUCCACUUCUUCUCACAUGCCUUUGCUGCCUUCCCAUGCGUUUUCUGCAGCUGCUCUGCGGCCCAUCCUUUCUUCUGGUGUAGCAGAGCCUAAGUCUGUGCCGUUACCCUGCUCCGCCCUGUCCAGCUCUGCUCCGCAGUACAGCGUAUCUCCCUCUACAACACCGAACGUGGAGAACACAGCAGUGACUAUCCCAGAGCAGUCUUUGUCGCUGUCCAUGGCUGGUCCUCCAGUGGUGAGUGUGACCCUCGGAACACCUACGGAGACUGACAUCUCACUGGAGGGAGAUGAAUCCCGCUCCUCGCAGAACUCCACGGCUCCUACAUCUGUGAGGCACCGACGUCAGCUGCCACCUCCGCCUCGUUCACCCUUCUAUGUGGAGUUGCUGGAGGAACGGCGUCGGAGACAGAAAGUGGAGCGUCUGGAAAGGAUUUUUCAUUUGAAUGAGAGAAGAUGCAGCCUGGCUCCUAUAUAUGGCACCGAGGUUCUAAGCGUCUGCACCCUGCGCCACAGCCUCCAGACCAGCGCACUAAGUAGCGUCAUCUUCACCCCAGAACAGCGCCUCCAGCAGCUGCGCCCCCUUAUUGAGAGGUUUAUAUUUGCGAUGCCUCCCGUGGAGGCCCCACCGAUUAGCCUGCAUACCUCUCAUCCUCCGCCCUCGCUCAUCCUUCAAGAGUCUGUGUUUAAAGACACAUUAUCCAGGGAACUGACCCCACACAGCCGCUGUCUGCAUCGCAUCAUCUCCAAUAUGAGGACGCAGUUCCCAGACCUGCGACUUAUACAGUAUGACUGUGGAAAGCUCCAGACCCUAGAUCGCCUGCUGCGCCAGCUGAAGUCAGGAGGCCAUCGGGUUCUGUUAUUCACUCAGAUGACACGGAUGUUGGAUGUCCUGGAGCAAUUUCUCAAUUAUCACGGACACAUAUAUCUGCGACUCGACGGGUCCACGCGUGUGGAGCAGAGACAGGUGUUGAUGGAACGGUUUAACAUGGACAAGCGCAUAUUCUGUUUUAUUCUGUCCACGCGGAGUGGAGGUGUGGGAGUCAACCUUACUGGGGCAGAUACGGUUAUCUUCUAUGACAGUGACUGGAAUCCUACUAUGGAUGCACAAGCACAAGACCGGUGCCACCGCAUUGGCCAGACACGAGAUGUUCAUAUAUACAGGCUGGUGAGUGAGCGCACUGUGGAGGAGAACAUCCUGAAGAAGGCCCAGCAGAAGCGUAUGUUGGGGGAUAUGGCCAUUGAAGGUGGAAACUUCACCACAGCCUACUUCAAACAGCACACAAUCAGGGAGUUGUUUGACAUGGAAGACGUACCCCGCAAAGACGUAGAUACCCGCGUGGCUUCCCCGGAUCACAGCUCAGAAGAAGGGGCCAGCACAGGACAAGCUCAGAUUCUGGAGCAGGCUCUGUGUGGGGCAGAAGAUGAGGAGGACACGCUGGCUGCCUCGCUGGUCCGUGCAGAGCAGGUUGCAGAUCUGGCAGAGUUUAAUGAGAAUAUCCCAUUGGAGGCAGAAGAGGAGGAGCAGAGUCGGGCAGAGCAGGAAAUUUCGGCGUUGGUGGAGCAGCUGACUCCUAUCGAGCGAUACGCAAUGUAUUACCUGGAGGCGUCCUUAGAAGAAGUCAGUAAAGAAGAAUUGAAACAGGCUGAGGAGCAAGUGGAAGCUGCUCGGAAAGAUCUGUUUCUUGCUAAGGAUGAGGGAGGACAGAUUACCGAGGAGAAAUGGGAGGAGGAAAUGAGGAGAAAUCGCCGGGUGCGUACCCCAACGCCUGCCAGGUCAUCAGAACGUGUCGGCGUCCGGAUGAGUGAGAGGCUGAGAGGAAACAAAGUAACAGAAAGCUCAGAUCUUACAGAGAGCCCACCUAUUCCAGACACUACAUCUCCGGCACAGGACGACGUAUGUGACCCAUCUCCUCAGACACCCACCCCACAAUGUGUCCCAGAGCAGGAAGCUCCCAGUCCCGUCGCAGAAACCCCUAAGAGCACAGAAGUUGCAGCAGAGUCUGAGUCCCUUACAGAGCCCCCUAGUGUCCAUCCCGUGCACACCAGCACAGAAGUAGAGUCUGUAAAAGAAGAGGCUCUUCCUAUGGAAACAGGAGGUGUGCCUGAGCCACCUAGCGAGAAUGUGCUAGAAAGCCCUUCACGUAUGCCCCAAGAGGAGAAUGCCCCGCCACGCACACCACGGCGGAAAGUCACUGCGGACUGCGAGAUUCUGCUUGCCGGAGCUAGCUCCAACUCGCCCACUGCAAAAGUGCUCAGACGCUUGCCAGGGCGGCUUGUUACAGUGUUGGAAGAGCGGAUUCCCACCCCUCGCCGCCAGAGCCGAGGAAGAGUACAGCAGCCAGUCACAGACAAUGGCACUCAGAGUCCUACUAUUCCUGGUUCUCAGAGCCCCUCUCACGAUCUUCUCUCUGAGGAGAACUCUGAGGCAGGAAGUCCUCCACCAAAGAGAAAGAGAGGAAGGCCUCCAAAGACUAGACCAGACAUGUCUCCCACUGCUGUCCCUCUGGAUAUGCCUACGUUCCCUGCCGAGUCUUGCCCUCAAGUUUCUCCUGAGCUGGAAACUUCUCCCCAUGGAACAGUCGCUGAGCUGGGAACUGUGAGAGUGCAGACUCCCGGAAGUCCCAGCUCUAACUUUAAGUUGAAUUCGGAAUGUGAAAGUUGUUCUCCAGUCGAGAAAAGGAAGAGAGGGCGACCCCCGAAAAGACGUGAAGCUUCCCCCAUUGUUACCUCACCAACAUCCCCCGUUUCAUUUCAUGGAGACUCUACUCCUAAUAUUUCUCAGUCAUACACUACAAAAACCACCCACAUAAAAUCUGGUUCCAUGUCUCCCACUGCUAACGCCAUCAUUCCCAAUGAAACUUCCAGCAUUCCUUUGGCAGGGGGGGAGGGCACGAGCAGCAGUGGCGUCGAUGAGCCGGUCACCCCACCAAAGCGUAAACGUGGUCGCCCACCUAAGUCCCAUGCCGUGUCCAAAGUGAACUCCAGGCCCAUUUCUCUCAAUGACAGAUUGGACAGUUCUCCAGACAGAACCCCCAGUCCCCAAAUCACAAGGACCCCUUUUCAGAGAAAACUGAAACCACUUAAGUCAGAAACCUUGGACACAAUGGAGCAUAAUUCUUCCCUGACUGAUACAGAUGACUCCUCUGGAGAUGAGGAGAUCAUUAUAAGGACUCCUUUGACCCGUAGCGCCAGGACUCGAAUGCAGACAAGCGACACACCUUCUGCAGUCACAAAGAACACCGGCUCAUCUUCCAGUAACCCCCGUGGGCGCUCUCCCCAUUCUGAUACUGUAAAAGAGAAAGCGCCCAACAAAAGACGGAAGCCUCCUAGUGUGAGUUCCCCAAGCCCUCCUUCAUCCUCUCCUCAUGGCAGUUCCAGCGAGAGGCAAACUGGUGGUAGAAAGCGUCACUGUCCCCCCGCAGAACGUAUUCUGCGCAGUUCCCUCACCGCUAACCCUGCCAGUAACACUCGGUCAUCGCGCCCCCCACUCCUUAAUUCUCCCAACAGCCACAGAGGCAGAAAAGCCAAAACGUGAGGGGCAGCAUUAAGCAGCAGGCUAUGUUUCAUCCCGAGUGACUGGGGGAACAGCUGAAAGGGCCCUAAUGAUCGCCCCCAAACGUUGGGACCGACUGCGUGUUCUCGGUGUGCCACAGCCCCAAAACUGAGAAACACAAUCUAUGCAAAGAGUAUGGGAAGAACGUGACUCCAUUUCAUUGACGGGGUUUCAGGUGUUAAGUUAUAACUGUGGACUUGCAGGUAUUUGGGUUGUUGGGCCCUGUAGUAUUAGACAGGUAACAGAAGGUAUGACCUGAGGCUGGGAAAGCCCUUGGUCUUUUGGAUCUAGAACCUGUAGUCUCUGGACAUGUUUCUACAGAAGUUCCUGUAAUUCUUUCAUGAAAAUAAAGUGUUGAGUAAAUUGUG
This is a messenger RNA of Pseudophryne corroboree (corroboree frog), 8981 nucleotides long. It is a transcript of the gene SRCAP, whose product is annotated as Snf2 related CREBBP activator protein. The record is from RefSeq and is a predicted model, not a curated record. The transcript has 31 exons. Gene Ontology annotation, cellular component: Swr1 complex. Bases 1 to 8595 code for a protein of 2864 amino acids. Gene Ontology annotation, biological process: chromatin remodeling. Gene Ontology annotation, molecular function: DNA binding; ATP hydrolysis activity; ATP-dependent chromatin remodeler activity. NCBI's taxonomy places the organism in Eukaryota, Metazoa, Chordata, Amphibia, Anura, Myobatrachidae.